AUGCUUGUAGUUCAAACAAAGCAUUCAAUCCUGAUCAAUAAAAAAACAGCAAAUAUUUGAUUUCGAACACACUUAAAAAAGACCUCAAUACAAAGCAGUGAACCGUAGCUCUUUGGGUAUUAUAAGUGAAAAAUGGUAACUAAAUCCCUAUUUUGAUUUUAAAUGUUAUGUAUUUUCUCUUAGGACUUACAUUUGAGCAUGUUAAGUAAUUUCAGAAGUUGAAUACACAGUACAGGGAUCCUACAUUGUUCAUUUGACAAGUAGUGAACGCACAAUUGACUGAUACUGUUCACCUCCUUAGCUUUGCACUGCUGCCUGGGUGGGGUGAAGACAUUAAAUUAAGUUAAAUACUAAAGCUUUACAUUUUGACUUCUCACUAUUUUUAGCUACAUUAAUCCCUGGAUGACAACAUUUAAAAUACACAACUAGUCUUUUUGUAUUUAUUGAAUUUGAUCAUUUUCGUCGGCUUUGUAAAACUGUUGUGAUCCAAUUCGCACCUAGAAUUAAAAUAUUUUCCAUAUCCAAAUUAUGGCUUUAUUACUUAUGACCCCAUAAAGUAGAUAUAUCUCUAGAGGAGGGGGCAGGACUUUGGCUCUUUACACUCACAUCUGGAAAGACACAUGAGACACUUCCUGUGGGUGACGCUGUUUCUAAAAUUAAACUAGAAUUUCUCCUAGAGAUGUACAAAAUAUGUGAUUGGAUGCAACACUGUCUAACUUUGUGAUACAGGCUGUUUAACACACACAUUUUCAUAUGAAAUGUUCUGUUUUGGUGAGAAAGCCCAUGGAUUAUAAAGUGAGUAUGACAAUGUAUGUAUGCUUACUUUCUGUGUACUUCUAUUUAGUGUAAAACAUUGUACUACAACAUUAUUUGUUACAUGUCUGAUUCAGAUCAUGUGGCUCGAACCUUGUUGUACAUUUGGUGAUAUUAGAGCCGCUCUGUUUUGUUAGCUUUGUCUAAAGGGGAAGGAAGCCCAGGCCGUGUAAAGAAGAUAAAAAACAACUUCCUUUUCCAAAAUGUCAUUGUCACUUUCUCAUAAACAGAGGAGCAGAUUAUCAGUGUUGGAUGUGAAGAUGGGACUCACUUUGCUCUGUGUGCUGGGGUUUUUCUUGCUGAGUUUACUUUACCGUGGACAAGCUCAAGAUGCUGUGCUGACCAUUGAGCCAAACUGGACAACUUUUUUUACCGGAGAGUCUGUUACCUUCAAGUGUGACAUUACAGGAGGCAAAGACAGCGACUGGUAUUACUCAAUCCACAACCAGCAUGGAGAAGUUUUCUCUCCCAGCAAUAAAAAAUUCAGAACAUUACAACCUCUAACUUCAGGCUACAGUGGUGAAUACCAGUGCUUGUUUCAGCAUGGGGGAUCAACAAAAAGAAGCAAUACAAUCUAUCUAACUGUAUCGGAUAGAAACGUGAUCCUGGAAAUUCCUGUGUCCACUUUGUUUGAAGGAGAAUCAGUGACUCUGCGCUGUCGGCAUCGUACUCAGAGAGAGGAGAAUGCUGCCUUCUACAGAGACGGAUCAUUAAUCACAACACACAGAAACCACCGGUCACCAUUAAUGGCAAAAAACACAGUUCAAGUAAUGUCAGACGGGAGCUCUUACAGUUGUACAUUUGGCGAUGAAGAAUCUGAACAAAUAACACUGAGAACUGAAACAAAACCAAAGGCCCAGCUGAGAGACAUAUCUCCAGGAGGGGGCAAUGUGACUCUAACUUGCUCUGUAGGACUAUCAUCAGCUUCUGGUUGGAGAUACUUCUGGUACAAAAAAGGGAACACCUCUGAACCCCUGAAGACACAAGAUGUUGUUUUCCUCACAAAUGACCGAAUCAGUGUCUCACGAGGAGGCGUCUACUGGUGCAGAGGAAGAAGAGGAAACCCUGUUUACUACACAGAGUACAGCGAUGCAGUCGUCACAAACAGGGCCGUUGUGACCCUGCAACCCAAAUGGCCUGAAAUAUAUUCUGGAGAAACGAUCAUUCUUACAUGUGAAAUUGAGGAUGGAGGAGACUAUGAGUGGGAAGUUUCUUGGAGGACACCUGGGUCAAACACACCUCAGAAAUCUCACCUUGCUCCUUCAUCAAGAAGUGGGAAAUACCAGUGUAUGGGCAGACUGAAAGGUGAAAUGUCUGAAACGCUGUGGAGUGAUGUUUUCACAUUGACAGUAUCUAACGAAAGACCUCAGCCUGUCCUCACUGUGUCUCCAUCAUGGCCGAGUCCUGGAGCCUCAGUAACUAUGAACUGCAGUGUUGAUCAUCCUUCUGCUGGCUGGAGCUUCUACUGGUAUAAGGCUGUUCCCCAACUGUCAGGCAACUCCUACAACUAUGAGCUGCUAGCUGGCAACGAGAAUGGGACUGAACAGGAUCUCUUCAUCAUUGAUGGACAAACACACACAGCAGGAUAUGUGUGCACAGCAGGAAGAGGAGAUCCAGUGUUUUACAGUUGGUACAGCAAACUUGUGUUCGUCUUGUCUGGAGAUAUUAACUCAGCAGCGUCUCUCACAGUGAGUCCUGACAGUGUGCAGCACUUCACCAAAACGCCUGUGUCGCUGAGCUGCGAGGGAAACUCCACUGAGUGGAGAGUGAGGAGGUUUUCAAAAUAUAACAACCUUCGUCACUGUUCUUCCUGGGGGACAAUGACUGGAUCCACAUGCACAAUAACCAGAAGCCGGUUUAGUGGAGUGUACUGGUGUGAGUCUGAAACAGGACAGUUUAGUAAUGCAGUCAACAUCACUAAAGAUGAUGGUGAAAUUAUCCUGGUGAGUCCUGUCCGUCUUGUGGCAGAGGGACGUCCUGUCACUCUUAGCUGCAAGUUAAAGACAGAAACCGUUUAUAAUGUGGAUUUCUAUAAAAAUGACAAACUCAUCCAGAAUGAUACCAGAAGCGAGCUGACCAUCUCUGCAGUGUCAAAGUCAGAUGAAGGCUUUUAUAAAUGUAAACAGAGAGAUUCAGCAGAUGGUUGGACGUCACCAGAGAGUUGGUUGUCAGUAAAAUCAGCGUCCGGACCAGGAAAAGACUCUCAAUUUCCCGUUCUUCCGAUCGUUGGGCUGCUUUGUGGAGUUUUACUGAUUAUUCUCCUGCUGCUGUUACUGUAUUUAUACAGAAAGUCAAAAGAUUCAUGCUAUAGCAGAUCUCAGAAGACCAAUCAGGGCCCUGCUACAGACCACAUGAUCAACCAAGACGAAACUAACCAAAGAGAAUAUGCUUCUGUUCUCCAGAGUCAGCCUGAAUCCUUAAUAUUUUUUGAAUGUACUGUUAACGUUAUUAACCGAGUAGCAUAUCCAUUUCUCAUUACUUGUUUUAAAAAAUGUAAGAGUUCAUAUAAAUGGAUUUUACUAUAUAUUUGGUUUGAUUUUGAUUUCUCUUCAGAUAAUGCUUGUCUCUAUGAAACAGUCAAAGGCCCUGAAGAACCUGCAAAUGAUGAAUCCAUGGAUGUCACAUAUUCUGUGCUCGAGCUCAAACACAUUUCUAAGAAGGGGAAGUCAAGUCCUGCACCAGCGGAUGAAACUGUUUAUUCUGAGCUCAAACCAGGAACAGCUCUUGGUAAAAAUGCAGCUUGCACCAUCAGCCACUACAUAGGACCCUAUUGCAUCAUCCCAUACACUGCCACUCAGUGUCAAAGGAACAGUUUAUCAGUGUUGGAUGUGAAGAUGGGACACACUUUGCUCUCUCUACUGGGGUUUUUAUUGCUGAAUUUACUUUACCGUGGACAAGCUCAAGAUGCUGUGCUGACCAUUGAGCCAAACUGGACAACUUUUUUUUUUGGAGGGUCUGUUACCUUCAAGUGUGACAUUACAGGAGACAAAGACAGCGGCUGGUUUUACUCAAUGUACAAGGAUGGUCAAGGAUUUCUCCCUUACGGCCAACAUGAGAGCUAUAAAUUACCCCAUCUAACUACAAACUUCAGUGGUGAAUACCAAUGUCUUUUCCAGCAUGGGGGCUCAACAAUAAGAAGCAAUAAAAUCUAUCUAAAUGUAUCAGAAAGACCUCUGCCUGUCGUCACUGUGUCUCCAUCAUGGCAGAGUCCUGGAGCCUCAGUAACUCUAAACUGCAGGGUUGAUCAUCCUUCUGCUGGCUGGAGCUUCUACUGGUAUAAGGCUGUUCCCAGACUGUCAGGCAACUCUUACAGCUAUGAGCUGCUACCUGGCAGCGAGAAUGGGACUGAACAGGAUCUCUUCAUCAUUGAUGGACAAACACACACAGCAGGAUAUUACUGCAGAGCAGGAACAGGAGAUCCAGUGUUUUACAGUUUGUACAGCAAACGCAAGUUUGUCUGGUCUGGAGAUAUUAACUCAGCAGCGUCUCUCACAGUGAGUCCUGACAGUGUGCAGCACUUCACCAAAACGCCUGUGUCACUGAGCUGUGAGGGAAACUCCACUGAGUGGAGAGUAAGGAGGUUUUCGAAAUCUGGCAACCUUCUUCCCUGUUCUUCCUGGGGGACAAUGACUGGAUCCACAUGCACAAUUAGCAGAAGCUGGCUUAGUGGAGUGUACUGGUGUGAGUCUGAAACAGGACAGUUCAGUAAUGCAGUCAACAUUACAAUGAAGUAUGAUGAUAUUAUCCUGGUGAGCCCUGUCCGUCCUGUGGCUGAGGGACUUCCUGGCACUCUUAGCUGCAAGUUAAAGACAGGAACGGCUCUUUAUGAUGUGGAUUUCUAUAAAAAUGACGAACUCAUCCAGAAUUAUAACAGAAGGGAGCUGACCAUCUCUGCAGUGUCAAAGUCAGACGAAGGCUUUUAUAAAUGUAAACGGAGAGAUUCAGUAGAUGGUAGGACCUCAUCAAAGAGUUGGUUCUCAGUCAAAUCAGCGUCCGGGCACGGAGAAGCCUCUGAAUUUCCCGUCCUGCUGAUCGUUGGGCUGCUUUGUGGAGUUUCACUGAUUAUUCUCCUGCUGCUGUUCCUGUAUUUAUACAGGAAGUCAAAAGAUUCAUGCUAUAGCAGAUCUCAGAGGACCAAUCAGAGCCCUGCUACAGACCACAUGAUCAACCAGGACGAAACUAACCAAAGAGAAUAUGCUUCUGUUCUCCAGGAUAAUGCCUGUCUCUAUGCAACAGUCAAAGGCCCUAGAGAACCUGCAAAUGAUGAAUCCAGGGAUGUCACAUAUUCUGUGGUCAAGCUCAAAAACAUUUCUAAGAAGGGGAAGAAAAAUGAACCGGAGGAUUGUGUUUACUCAGAUGUGCAGAUGGCAUCAGCAGCAGCAGAUGAAUCCAGGGAUGUCACAUAUUCUGUGGUCAAGCUCAAAAACAUUUCUAAGAAGGGGAAGAAAAAUGAACCGGAGGAUUGCGUUUACUCACAUGUGCAGAUGGCAUCAGCUGCAGGGAAGUCAAGUCCUGCACCAGCGGAUGAAACUGUUUAUUCUGAACUCAAACCAGGAACAGCUCUUGGUAAAAAUGCAGCGUAACAUCAUAUCAAACAAUGUCUUCUGUAAGGACAAGAGGAAUGGAAACAACAUAAAAAACUAAACCUUUGUUAAUUAAACCUUAUUUGCAGCUUUGCUCUCCAUUUAUCAGACAGUAUUUUGUACAGUUAAUAUAAUAGCAAAUCAUUGAAAGAAAAGGCAUCAUAUGGCUUUAAUCUAGGUGUAUUUAAAAAAAGAGUAAGCUUUGU
Molecule: messenger RNA, 5602 nt
Organism: Gymnodraco acuticeps
Lineage: Eukaryota; Metazoa; Chordata; Actinopteri; Perciformes; Bathydraconidae
Exons: 31
Coding region: 1017-5396 (1459 amino acids)
Biological process (GO): cell surface receptor signaling pathway
Molecular function (GO): transmembrane signaling receptor activity
Source: RefSeq, a predicted model, not a curated record